AGAAAAUGAAUUUCUUGUCAUGUUUCUCUCACACAGCUGAGACCCAGGUCUGCUUCAGGUACUACCAUGGUGUCACAGGAGCGCUGAGGGCCACUACACCCAGUGUGACCAUCAAGAAGGACUGCCCACCUGUGAGACUUUUUCACCUCAUUACUUUUCAUAAAGCUAUGCAUGUCCAAAUUGGAUAGAAGCUUAGCUCCCUAUAAAUACUACAAUAAAAUAGUCAGACACAUCUUUAAAGAAUUUUAUUUGACCUAAAAUCAGCAGAGUGAAACUCUUCAAGCUAAAGUAGAUAAUAUUUAUAAAAUUAGCAUUGCAGAGAGCUAAGGGGAGGGUGUGACACAAAUGCAUGAUUCACAGACCCUCCUCCCGUCUCUGAUUGGAUCUUUCUGACCAGAAGCGGAGUAUUUCUGCAGGUGGCAGACCACAGUGAGGAGACAAGAGAGAUAAAUUGGGUCACAGGUUAUUUUUCUCAUAUUAUACUGUCAGGACAUAGUGGCAGUUUUAAUAAAUAUGUAAAACAAACAUUUUUAUGAAAGUUACGUACUGCAGCUUUAACUACACUUUAGGACUGUCAUCAGCUUAGAUGCUUAAGAGAAACUUUCAGAAACUUCCUUGGGAAUCAGAAUAGAUUUGGCUAAAACCUAUAACAUUAAGUUGAUGCUUGAACAUCUAUUGAUGGCUGAGAACUAGCUGUUCUUUAGAUUACAGAGUCAGGCUUUUAAUAAAAACAAAAGAUUGGUUUGGUUUUUCAUUUUAAACUACAGACAUUUACACCAUAUUAUCAAAAGUAUUCCAUCUGAAAGUAGACCACAUCAAAUGUACUGCAGUGUCAAAUGCAAAUUGACCAUUGGCUGUGGAAGUGAUUGGAACACCUGAAUGCAGUAAUUUGGUUUGGUGAAUAAAUAAGACAGAACUUUAUUGUCCACUGACAUUGAAAAUUUUUUUGAGCUUUCCAAACUAAAUACAAUACUUUCAUACAGUUGUAAUUUGAUCAAUAUGUUUGAAUACAUCUAACCAUGUUACUUUGCGUACUAUAGUUAGAUGUAAUUAAGCUUGGUUAAAAAUGGUUAUUGUGUUGGGAAUAAAUAAUUUCUUCUAAAUGUAUUUUAUGCAAGUAUUUCACAGAGAGGCUAAUUAGUAACCGAUUUUAGGAAUUUUUACGGUAAAUUCUUGUUGUCCUGUUGUCCUUCAAAAGCCUGCCAGUCAUUGAGAGAGUGUUUAGUGAUUGAAUUUCCAUGGUUGCCUUGGCAUUGUGCUGCGGUAUGCCUCUGGAAAAUGCUGAUGUAUCCAGAACCUGAUCUCUUCUUUCUUCCCGGGAACAAAGUUAUAUAAAUAACUGCAACCAAGGAGACAGAAAAGACAGGGAGCAAGCAAGCACAGGUAGCACCAAUCAGUCCUGUCAACGUAAGCCUGCCACUUGUUUGGAGUCCUUGGGUAGACAACACUGUCUCUUCCUCGUCAAAAGAUGAAGGAAGAUCUGGUGAAAUGUAACGGAGGUUAAGGAACAUUGAUCCAGUCUGCUUAAUGGUUAUUGUGGUUGGUCAGAACCUGUCAGGUGGUGCAGUCAAAGAAGAUUCCUCCUUAUCUGAGUUUGUGUUAUGGACAGCCUUUGUCUCCACCUGGGAAUAUUGUUCUCAAGUCAUCCUGGGAAGAGGAGAGCAUGGAGGACAAGGCUCAGCUGGAUAACCUGGGUAUUAAAGCCUGUGGUUAGUCCUGAAGUGAACCAUGGACUGGGCAAUAGGAGACUCAUUAACUUUUCUCUGUCAGAUGUCCAGGCUGUUGGACUGAAGAAAGGAAUGUUCUUCAAUCCAGAUCCGUACCUGAAACUCUCAAUCCAGCCUGGGAAGCACAGUAUAUUCCCCUCACUACCACACCAUGGACAGGAAAAACGCUCUAAAGUGGUGUGCAACACAGUCAACCCACAGUGGAGCUCAGAGAGAUUCAACUUUGUGUCUCUGCCCACGGAUGUCCUGGAAAUUGAGGUAAAGGACAAGUUUGCCAAGAGUCGGCCAAUCAUCAAGCGCUUUCUGGGGAAGCUUUCUGUCCCUGUCCAGAGGCUGCUGGAAAAACACGCCAUUGGAGAUCGUGUGGUGAGUUACUCUCUGGGUCGCAGGUUGCCAACAGAUCAUGUUUGCGGCCAGUUGUUGUUCCGCUUUGAGCUGACCUCUUCGAUUCAUCCAGAUGACGAGGAGGUUUCUCUGGUCAUGGAGCCAGCUUGCAAUGAGGUGGAAACUCCUGCUGAAGGGAACCAUGCAGCUGAUGCACCAGAUGACAACACACUAAGUGUGAGCCUCGAUAUGCCGGAUCUCCCUUUGGAUGCUUCUCUGGACACCAACACCUCAACGCCAGGAGCACUUAGCCAGGAUGUCCCUCUUACUGUUCGGCAAGAAGACAGCAGUGCUGCAGAGGUGGUACCAGGAAGAGUGGAGGAGCAGAGCACAGUUAGGAAUGAGAUCUCAGCUUUACAGCCUGAGAGAGAGCCAGGAGAUGGUGCCUCACCUGAACUGCAGAAGGGCAAUGGAGAAGAGGAGCAGGGAGGGGAAACUGGAGAGGAGAGCAAAGAGGCUGAGGGUGCAGUCCACCCUGAGUCAGACUCAGACUGCCCUACAGAGGCAGAGACAAAUGGAGGGGCCAUUGGUGCUGCUGUAUUGGCUCCAUCUUGGGAGGAAGAAUGUGUAGACUCUGCCCCAGAAGCCUCACAGGAGCCCAAUGAGAAAGGAGAAAGCAGCUGUGAACCCUGCUCCUGCCAGUCUCUGUUCUCCAACUGCAACUUCCAAGCUCCGUCACGGCGUAAAGCUCGGCCCUGCUCCCUGCCUGUGUCAGAGCUGGAGACGGUGAUUGCCUCAGUGUGCGGGGAGCCAGAGACGCCAAGAUCCCACUACAUCCGGAUUCACCACCUCCUGCACAGCCUCCCGUCAGCCAGACCUCUCAGCCAGGAAGAGGAGGGGGAGGUCACCAACUCCACUGUGGAUUCCAAUGCUACAACCUCUCCAACCCUGAAGACCUCCAAAGAGGAGGAAGAGGAGGAAGAAGAGGAGGACACAACACAGUCCCCAUCUCAGGUCCCAGAGUGUCCAGGCUCAUUCUGCCGGCGCGCUCUGCCCCGUAGCCUUUCCAUUGAGCGCCUGUCUGAGCUGAACCAGCUACUGGAAGGUGAUGGAGGACGAGGAGGACAUGCAGUAACAAGAAGGAUCUCUCCAUCCUACUUAGAUAGUGAAGAGGGGGAUUCUAACCUUGAAGGAGGGCCCAGGAUGUGUAGCAGGACCCAUAGACCUCCAGGCGAGAACGAGUGUGAGUUCUGUGACACAUCCUGCUACAGCACCUCCUGCUACAGCACCUCCUGCUACAGCACCUCCUGCUACAGCAACUCAGGUUAUGAGGGGAGGGGCCGCUUUUGCAGCCACAACCGCCUGUCAUCAGUGGACAGUAACCGGCUCUCCGGCAGCACCGUCUUCUCCUCCCAGGAUGAAGAGGAAGAUGAGGAGAGUGCCUUUGAGUCUGUUCCCAACCCGGUCCAGAAUUACUCUCAGGAUCCAGGUGGGGACAGGGGAGAGAGGAGGACUGGAAGAUGGAACAAGGCUAGAAGAGGGGAGCAGGGAGAGCCAGCAGAGGCCGGACCCAGUGACAAGAACUGCAUUGGCUCAGAUCUCUCCCCUCCUGUUGGCCAUCUCCCAGUACUGCGACCCAGCCAUGACCCAAACCAUUUUCCUGCUGCCACUGACCCAGCCUUACCUCCAAACUGGGAAGCUCGUGUUGACAGCCAUGGCAGGGUCUUCUAUGUCGAUCAUGUCAACAGAAUCACAACUUGGCAGAGACCAAGCCAUGGUGCCAAGUGCAACCAUGGCAUCCCUCGCUCGGGUUCUACACAGCAAAUGGAGCAGCUCAACCGGAGAUACCAGAACAUCCAGAGGACCAUGGCUACAGAGGAGGAUAGUGGGAGUCGGAGUUCAGACGGUGAAUCGGAGCCUGUUCAGACAGCCCCUUCUUCCCCGGUCAAUCAUCAGAAGAUCACAUAUCUCCUUCAGUCACCGGCUGUCAAGUUCAUCUCACACCCUGAAUUUUUCACUGUGUUGCACAGCAACUUUGCAGCUUACCGUAUGUUCACCACCAGCAGCUGUGUGAAGCACAUGAUCCUGAAGGUGCGUCGUGAUGCCAGAAACUUUGAGCGCUAUCAGCAUAACAGGGACCUGGUGGUCUUCCUUAACAAGUUUGCAGACACACAGCUGGAGCUGCCAAGAGGCUGGGAAAUCAAGACUGACCCACAAGGAAAGUCAUUCUUUGUGGAUCACAACAGCCGAGCCACAACCUUCAUUGACCCUCGGAUCCCACUGCAGAAUGGUCGACUGCCAGGCCACCUGGCCCACAGACAGCACCUGCAGAGACUCCGUAGUUACAGCGCUGGAGAGGCCUCUGAAGUGUCCAGGAGUCGAGGGGCGUCUCUGAUGGGUCGGCCCGGUAACACCCUGGUAGCAGCCAUACGCAGUCACCGUCAAACUGACCCAAAGCAGCUGACUGCUCUCUCUUACAAUGACAAGAUAGUGGCAUUCCUGCGACAGCCAAACAUAUUUGACAUGCUGCAGGAGCGCCAGCCCAGUCUAAGCAGAAACCAUGCAUUAAGAGAAAAGGUGCACUACAUCCGGACAGAAGGUACUCAGGGUGUGGAGAAGCUGUCAUGUGAUGCAGACCUUGUAAUCCUGCUAAGUUUAUAUGAAGAGGAUAUUAUGUCUUACAUUCCGCCUCACCCUGUCCACCCUGGGUUCAGCUUCUCCCCUCGCUGUUCACCCGGUUCCUCCCCACAGAGCUCUCCUGGUCUGCAGAGAGCCAGGGCCCCAGCUCCUUAUCGCAGAGAUUUUGAAGCCAAGCUGCGAAACUUCUACCGCAAACUAGAGGGUAAAGGCUAUGGCCAGGGACCGGGCAAGAUCAAACUGCUGAUACGAAGAGAACAUCUGCUGGAGGGAACCUUCAACCAAGCGAUGGCGUAUUCACGCAAAGAGCUGCAGAGGAACAAACUCUACGUCACCUUUUUAGGGGAAGAGGGAUUAGAUUACAGUGGUCCAUCCAGGGAAUUCUUCUUCCUGCUCUCCCAGGAGCUCUUUAAUCCAUACUAUGGUCUGUUUGAAUACUCAGCCAAUGACACAUACACCGUUCAGAUCAGCCCCAUGUCAGCUUUUGUUGAGAACCAUCUGGAAUGGUUCCGUUUCAGUGGCCGUAUUCUCGGCCUGGCUCUGAUCCACCAGUACCUGCUGGAUGCCUUCUUCACCAGACCCUUCUACAAGGCUCUGCUCAGACUACCCACAGAUCUGUCUGAUCUAGAGUACCUGGAUGAGGAGUUCCACCAGUCUCUCCAGUGGAUGAAAGACAAUGACAUCACUGAUAUCUUGGACCUCACCUUCACUGUGAAUGAAGAAGUUUUUGGCCAGGUGACAGAGCGGGAGCUGAAGUCAGGUGGCUCCCACCUCCAAGUGACAGAGAAGAACAAGAAGGAUUACAUUGAGCGAAUGGCGAAGUGGAGAGUGGAGAGGGGGGUGGUGCAGCAGACGGAGGCACUGGUCAGAGGCUUCUAUGAGGUGGUGGACUCCAGGCUGGUGUCUGUGUUUGAUGCGCGGGAGCUGGAGCUGGUCAUUGCUGGGACAGUUGAGAUCGAUCUCAGUGACUGGAGGAGCAACACAGAGUACAGAGGAGGUUACCACGAUGGCCACAUAGUGAUGCGAUGGUUCUGGGCAGCGGUGGAGAGGUUUACCAAUGAGCAGCGUCUCCGCUUGCUGCAGUUCGUCACAGGGACAUCCAGUGUGCCCUACGAAGGCUUUGCAUCCCUAAGAGGAUCUAACGGCCUCCGGCGUUUCUGCAUUGAAAAGUGGGGCAAAGUCACAUCACUACCCAGGGCUCACACCUGCUUUAACCGCCUUGACCUUCCUCCAUACCCCUCAUACACCACUCUGUAUGAGAAGCUGCUCAUCGCUGUGGAGGAAACCAGCACUUUUGGCCUGGAAUGACCCAUAGGAGUCAAAUGGUUUCACUCUGGAUAGGCCUGGAAGCUGAAGGAAGGAGAGCAGCCCAUGUUGGCUCAAAGUUUCAUAAAGAUUUGUGAAGUAUAACAGACGUUUGUGAACUGGCCUGGCUCUCAGUACAUCACUGUUGGGUUCUCUGUGUUCAUCUAUCAGUUCACUUGAAGGAGGUUUCUGACUGGGGGACAGCCAUGGGACAACAGUUCUAGUUUUAUUAGUGGUAGUGAAACACCACACUUACUUUUCAAAACUCAUUAUGUCUAUGUUUGUUUGAGGGAAUACAAAAUUCUUAUUUGCAUGAACCAAAGUGGAUCAGCCCUCCAAAAUAUCAAAAUGCUCAUGGUAGCAAAUAAUAAAUGGAAAACAGGCAGAUACAGUGUAUAUAACUGGAUAACAACAAAAUAGUUGUCAAAUAAGACUUCUACAAAUCUAAGAUUGAUGACAAUGCCUGACAAUCUGUUUGUAUGUACCAUUAAUAUAAAAAAAGAUGAUAAAUUAUAAUAAACUAUUAAUAAAUAUUAGGCCUGUCACGAUAACAAAUUUUGCUGAACUGUAAUUGUCUCAAAAAACUAUUGCGAUAGACGAUAAUAUUGUUCGAAAACCUUUGUACACUGAUUUAAUGGAAAUGACGUAAUGAUGCAUGCGAUUUUCUAAGAUAGAUACACUUUAUUUUCAGAAGAACACAACACUGGAACUGAUAAAAUAAACAAAACAACCAAUAACAAAAAUAAAAUGGAUUCAGUCUCCAUUAACAAAAAUGUACUUGAAUAAAAACACCAAAGUGUAAAUAAAUACUGUAUUCAACCAAAAGAGUGCAGAUUAUGAAGUCUGUAAACCAUAUUGUCCUUCAGUAAUCAUUAGAAUUAAAUAGAGAAGAUGGAACAUCGACUACCUGAUGCAAUAGUUCACACUACACGAAUUUUUACCCCUAUCCUUCCCCUUAUGACAAUCUUAGAACGUUGAUCGUUCUAAGAUUGUCGCUUGUGAUCAUCCUGUGGUGUGUGGUGUGUUAUGGUAGAUCAGGGGUCACCAACACGAUGCCCGCGGGCACCAGGUCGCCCGAGGGGACCUUGUCAGUUGCCCGUGGAGCAAGUUCUAAAAAUAGCCCUUGUCAUUAGGGAGCACUGCCAAACAAUUAUUUAAUUUAAUCUUUUUACAUUGAAGUAAUAACAUUUGUUUAUAUUUAGAGUUUUAAAAAAGGAAAUGCUAAGAACCUUUAAAAUAAAUUGUUUUACGUAUAAAACUCUUUGCUACGGUUAAAGUUCAGAACAGCGCAGACGUCUGAAGGAAUUUAUCGGAGGGCUGCAGCGCCUGCAGCUGUACAUACUCUGCGUACCUUGAGAUCUUCCUUUAAGUGAAAAAAGAAAAAAAUAAUUUCUGGAAAUUUUAUUAUUUAACCCUCUUUACUAUUAACAAAAUUGUGGAGAAAAAAAACAUCUUUUGUGCCAAAACAUCUUGUACGAAGCAAACAUCUGUGUGAGUUUCUGGGGGUUAGAAGCCUAAAUCCUUUUGGUCAGUUUACUUUUAUUUGCCAGCUUGGCGCUUUUUCUGUAAGAUAAAAAUGAAUGACAGGAGUUUGAACCUCUCGUAGUUCUAAGAGCGGUCGUUUGGAUCCUGGCGGAGCUUUUUACCAUGUGGCGGGUCGUCGGUUUAUGUGGUUCUUUGAAGUUUCCAGAACUGGAGAGCUGAUGGGUCACCUGUCGGCUGACAUCCGCCACUCUUCACACUAAGACAUGUUGAAAUAACCUGAUUCAUUAUAGUCAGACUGAUAAAGUGCUGAAGCCGAGUGAGAUCACGGGAUGUCAUGCGAGUUCAGAGUUGAGACAAUGUUUUUGUCUCAACUUGAAUAACGUAUUCAAGUUGCGAUAAUGUGAUUCAAUUUAGUCAGAUUCAUUUCCCUCCGAAGAGGGUCUAGCGAGAUCAGGGGAUCACGAGAGAUUAUGAGACAUAACUGUUAUGCGCCUGGGAAGACUUCGGAGUGGUUUUAGUUACACAUUAAACUAUAGAUAUUUGUUUUUCUCUGCAGGGCACUAUUGGCAUUUAAGAACUGCAUUGAAGCAGUUCUUAAAUUUCAUUCAGCAUUUAGCACUGUAACAGUGCAG
Messenger RNA from Gambusia affinis (western mosquitofish), 8110 nucleotides. Its product is annotated as E3 ubiquitin-protein ligase HECW1. The transcript is spliced from 26 exons. The coding region runs from base 1602 to 5996 and encodes 1464 amino acids. Lineage: Eukaryota; Metazoa; Chordata; Actinopteri; Cyprinodontiformes; Poeciliidae. Gene Ontology annotation, biological process: regulation of dendrite morphogenesis. The record is from RefSeq and is a predicted model, not a curated record. Gene Ontology annotation, molecular function: protein binding; ubiquitin-protein transferase activity.